UUAUUUUGUUAUGAUCUUGUUAUGGUCUUGUUUUGUUAUGACUUUGUUAUAUCAAAUUCAAUCACAAGCAGAAAAAGAUUGAGAUUAUAAUCAGCAUAAACAAAUAUUAUAUAACAUCAAAAUAACUUAGAUAUAAUAUUUUAUAUAAUAAAAUGAAUAGAUUCGAUAAAACCGGAAUAUCUAGAUCGAUUUAUGUCAAUUCAACAUGAUAGAUAAAUUCGCGAUUACAUACGAUCAGGCAUUUUGUUAUAUAAUAUCUUAUAUUUAUGUUGUAUUGCUGUUACUUUGUUUUUGUUAUAACUACUAAUAAAAUAACAAAAAAAUAUAACAAUUUUGUAAUACAGUUAUAUUGUGCGGAUAAAACGAGAUACAUAACAUUUAUACAAUUAAGAACUGUUAUAUCCCAUGUUAUUCUUAUGCUAUAUAACAAUUAGAUUCUGCGUUUGCUGGAGAUGUUACUUUAAAAUAAUUCGUGUCUUUCAACGCGAGUGCGCAUGUUUAAAUCUUCCCGCUCAGCUUCCUUCGCAUAGAUUACCUAUCAUCGUUUCACGCAUUUGACUUGCUAAUAGACCUUCGCCAGUUCAGACAAGAGGACGUAGUCAGUAACGCGUCGACAUUUCCCGUGGACGUGGAGAGAAGCAGAUAAGGUCGCGCUACGUACAAUGCUAGCGAACGCGUCUGAAAAUGAGACGAAAGAGCUGUGGUGGUCCAUAUAUGCUUGGUGGUCAUGCGUGCUCGUGUUAAAGAUGAUGCUGCUGACAUGGUUCACAGGGCAAAUUCGAGUGAGAGAACAGGUAAUUCAUAGCGAGGAAGAUAGAAUGUGGAUGACAAAAAAAUCAGAAAUAAUUUUGUGCACAACUGGCGAUGGGCAUCCUGAUGUGAUUCGCAUACGAAGUGCUCACCGACAUGAUCUUGAAACUGUCCUUCCUUUUAUAGUUUUUACACCGCUCUGGUUGAAUGUCGAGACAUGCAAUUCUACGGUGAAAAUCUUAAUACCAUGCUUUGCACUAGUCAGUAUACUAUAUACCUUAUUGCAUAUGCAGCUUUUGCAAAUGUCUAAUCUUUGGAAACUUUCCUCACUUGCAACACUGUAUUGUAUUGUGAUUUAUAUAUGCACAAUUGCUGCAGUUAGAUAUUCUAUAUCUAUCAUGGAUUUAAUCUAGUCAAGAAUAUAAAGAAAUAUUAUGAUACUGACAUUAUAACAAUCUUUAUUAAAAAAUAAACACAUCUAAGCAAUCUAACAUAAU
Messenger RNA from Pogonomyrmex barbatus (red harvester ant), 1247 nucleotides. RefSeq lists its product as uncharacterized. Gene Ontology annotation, cellular component: membrane. The record is from RefSeq and is a predicted model, not a curated record. Lineage: Eukaryota; Metazoa; Arthropoda; Insecta; Hymenoptera; Formicidae.